This is a messenger RNA of Caenorhabditis auriculariae, 7044 nucleotides long. The record is from the annotation of a GenBank genome assembly. NCBI's taxonomy places the organism in Eukaryota, Metazoa, Nematoda, Chromadorea, Rhabditida, Rhabditidae.
AUGGCCCGAACGAUGGACCCGACCUCGACGAACUGCCUCUUCUCGGCUCAGCUGCAGCAGCCUUUCGCCACGCCUUGGACCCAGGAGGACGCCUGGCACAACGUCUACUCCUGGAUCAACUCUCAGGUUUCCUUUUUUCUUUGAUUUCUUGUGAAUUUCGAGGUUAGCUUGGUGUGUCUGUGGGGAUUUUGGUUCUUUUUUUUUGAUUUUUUGAGAAUUUUAAGCUUUACUGGACUUGGAUAGUUAUUGUGGUUUCACCUGAUUUACUAAAAUUAUUUCUUGAAGAUUUUCAAUUUUUAUUAAACUUGGUUAGAGGAUGGUUUCUGUUGAGUUAUUUUUUUAUUUUUUGAAAUUUUAAAGUUUUAUGGGACUGGCAAGUAAGUUCAUGUUUUUUUGAGUUGUUUUAAUUUUUCCAAUUUAUUUCAAAGCAAUCCGGUCACUAAUUUAUUGUAGUAGAAUCUUAAAAAGCGGGUUUUUUGAAGCUUCAGAUAAUAUUUUAGUGGAUUUUUUCCUUGCUUUGACUGGACCUGGCCAGUAUGUCUGUCCGGCGGGAUCUUCUUUUGAUCUUAUUUUAAAUCUUGCUUUCUGAUUUUUCUAGUGAUCUCCCCUACUAUUACUUGAUUUUUUUUUCUCUCUUAAGGGCCAGAUUAGCCCCAGCUUUUUCAAAAAUUCGCCUUAUUUUUGACCCUUUCUAUACGGUUAAAGCUCAACUGAAAAGAAAAAAAACUUUGAGAAACAUAAAAAAAACCCUUUUUUUCCUACAAUUUCUCAGUUUUCAAAUCAAUUAAAAACCUAAAAACCAAAGAACACAUUGAAGUACCGAUUUUCACGUGUGCCUGGGGUCUGGGUCUAGGUCUGAAGGUCCAAGGCCGAAAUGCCAAGUCAAAAAGCAAAAGAAAAAGUACUCUUUUGCCGACGCCGCCACGUACAAGUGCAACACACGAACGUCCGCACUUUUUGCCGUCUUUUCUCUUUUUUUCGACCUUUUUCCUUGCCGAAUCGACUUUGACUUCUUUGCCCCCUUUCCAGUGCCAGGUACUAUCUGUUUGAGUAAACUUUUUGGGGACUGACUGGCUGAGGUUUUUUUGUUUGCAAAAGCGCUGGAAAUCUUUUUUUCGGGUUUCGGCGGUUACUUCCGCAUUGAGCUUUGGUUUGGAAAGUCAUUGAUUUUUUUGGAUUUAUAAAUCGGGAUGAAUUUGAAGAUAAACAAGAGAAUGAGAAGAUAGGAGUGAGAAAAAUAUUAAAAAGUGUUAAUUUUUAAAGCAUGCUCUGAAGGUAGAUUCACAGUGUGAAUACGGUUUUAAAAAGUAUAGGUUGGAAAACAAUUAUUUCUGAAAUUUGAAAGGAGCAUAGGAUACCUCUGUAAAGGUCUCGAACCGAAAAGCUUUUUUUUCACAUUUUUAUCGCUCAAGCCUUCAGAUUGAAGCUCCUAGCAAGGCCUUUUUUAUUCGACAUUCCCUGUAGGGGCUACUUCAUUUUUUGAAUUCCAAGAAGGGAGAGUUUUCUUUCAAACCAAGUUUUCUGGCUUUUUCUUACAAGGAACUGAACUCCUAUCAAAAGAUGUUCUUUUUCCAUCUUCGAGACUCUUUUUUCCGUUCCACGCCGCGCAAUUUCCGCAGCGAUUACAUAACGGUUUUAGCCUAGAAAGUCAAAGAUGCGUUUGGCCUACUUUUCCCCCUUUUUUCUUCUUCGAUUCGUUUUUAGACCGAGAUAAAUUGGGCGAUUGCCUUUUUUUUCCUCUCUGCGGGGAAGUUGUAAGAGGAAAAGAAUUUUGAAGAAAAUCGCAAGGUACCAUCACUAUAGAGCGAACAUGCUCAAAUCGUCGCGGCUGUUUUUUCUCAGUUUUUUUUCAGCUUUUCUUUCUGAAUCGUUUAGUGUUUAUCGUCGCUACGAAAAAUUUAGACAUAUAGAAGAAAAAGAAGCAAUUUUUGUCAGUGGAGCACAUUCACUCUAACUCUAUCGCGGCUUUUUUUUCUCAGCUAGUUUUUCCUAGCUUUUUGCACAGAUGUCCAUUCUUUCUGAGCAGAAAGGAAAAAACCUCGAAAAAGAAGGGAAAGACACCCCCGCGACGUUCCAACAGGCGCCUGGUACUGCGAGUGGCACCCACGUGAUUUUGUGCAAAUUUUGAUUUUUGAGUGGUCAUUUGAGGAUUUAUCGUUUUUGGAAUUGCUGUAUCAAAUCAGAAUUCUAUUUUUCAACGAAAAAAAAAGGAAGAAUCCCAAAUGUUUCGAUGUCGAUUCUGACAGUUUCCAAAGUCAUGUGUGCUUUUUUCUUCAAUUUCUUCAAACUUGUUUCCUUUUUUGAUUAAACUUCAGUUAAAUCUCUUUUAAAGUUUGUCGAAAUCUGUAGAAUACGAAUAGUUUAACCUCGAAAUCGGCGGCCUCGGAAAAAAAAGCGAUCACAUCACUUUCCCUUUACUUUCUCUGUGAUGGUUUUUCCGUAUAAGGGUCAGCCGGCCGAACAAAUAAUACUUUCACUUUUUGGAUGAGAGUGGUCAUUUUAGGAGUUUUUCAAAUCAAUAAUUGUAGUUUAAUUGAGCUUAUCCUUUUUAUUUCAAUGGUUAACUUGAAAUUUUAAUGAAUAUUUUUGAUUUUUUAAGAAAAAAUACUUGAAGCUUUGAGAUCAUUUUGGAUCAUUUUCAUAAGCAUAUAAGGCGACUGAGCUUUUGAAAUCUAUAUUUUCUGCUCUAUUUUUGGUUAAUUACCUUGAAAACUUUCGAAAAUCGCGAUAAGAGAAGACUCUAGUUGUCAACGGAAAUUUGAACGCGUUGCUCAGGUUAUCGCGGCGUUUCUCAGGGUCACAAAAAGGUUUAAACAGAGAGGUUCCAACCUUGCAGCGUGGUGAAGGUGCCACUCAGUGCCGGGGCAGGAGACAACGAGGAAACGAAAAGAAAUAGAAACGAAAAAGAUUCGACCAGAGGCUCAUAACUCUGACAAGGUCGGGCGAGUUGUAUCUUUGAGAUUAUCUUUGAUUUUCUCGCGUCAAUUUUAAAAAAAUUUUCUGGCCCUUGAUUUCAAUCCUUUAAUGGUUGGUCCUGAACGACGGAAACUAAGGAAAGAAUUUGGAAGGCGUCUCGAGACGAUUUGAAGUAAAAUCAAGACAAAAUAGUGUGGAAAAAGUGGAGGUUCAGAGUAUCUCCAGUAUCUCUACCAAGCUCAAUAGUCCAUGACCAUUUCCCCUCGUGCUUCUAGUCCAGUUAAAACCACUCAACCACCUCUAAGCUGAGCAAUACGAUGCACGUUUCCGUGUUAUUACACGUGUUGUUUGUUUGGUUUAAAGGUGUGGCGCCUGGUGGUACGAGGCUUCGAAAAAAAAAAGAGAAGUAGGAGGUGGAAUGGACGGCCAUAAGUGACGUCACCACCUGCGCGACACGCGCUGAUGUACCAGGACGUGUCGUGCCGAGGUACGCCCGCGGGAAAGAUGGUCCGUCCGUUUCCACGGAGAUCUCUGGGUCUUUUACAUGCUGAUGCUCAUGUUAGGGGUGGAGUUGGUACGAUUUGAAUGGAAGCCUGAAAGGACGGGUCAUGUUGUUCUUGUUCAGAGGGGAAGUUGGAGCUUAUUGCUCAUGUUAUAGGUCGAGUCGGUAAGAUUUGAGUGGUAGUUUGGGAAAGCUAGUUAUUUUGGUAUUGUUCAAACAGAAAUUUGCAAAUUUAUUGCUCAUGUUAUAAGAGAAAGAAGCUUUUGAAACGUUCCUAAAGUUACCUAGAAGUUAAUUGCUCAGGUUGCAGGUUAUCUAUAGCUUUUUUUCGAGUCAUCAGAUGAUAUUUUAUCAUAUAAAAAACUUGUUGAUACGUUUUUUUGAAUCAGAGUCUGAUCAGAAAGUCUCAGAUUAAAAAUCAAUCUUUUAGACCUUUGAAAGACUAAAAAUCAGGAAGAUAACGAAAGCAAAGAAAGAAAGGUCAAAAAGGUGGCAAUGAAGGACUCGAGACGUUCGGAAAGUUGAGAAGUUUGCACUUGGCCAGCGGCAAAAAGAGUUCCAUGUGGCAUUCACGUGAAAAAUUUCCUUUCUUAUAUAUUUUUUCUUGGCUUUUGAAGGAAUUGACUAUAUUCGAACUCACUUGAACCUUUACCUGAACCAAUAAAAGUUGCGAAAGAAAGUGCAGAAAAAAGCAAAUAGUUUCGGUGCCUGGCAGUGCCAUUCACCUGCCAAAGGUGAACUGCACUUUUAGCGAUAGUCUAUUGGCUGAAUUGGGGAUUGAUGAGGUGAGAGAUCAAGGUUCGAGUCCGGGAAAGGUUUUCGCCAGGUUCUCCUACUUUAAAAUAAAGCUUGUUUCCAUCCCAAUUUUUUUCGUCGACCACCCAGACAGCUUUUUUCUGCAGCGGCGCUUUUUAUUACCCUUUGUCCUUUUUUUAAUCCGCUAAAUUACCCUCCGGCGCAGAUUUUUUUUUUCAGUUGUCGUGUAACAUAAAUCCGAAUGAGUUUUUUUUUCGGUCGUCCCUUGAGCCUUUUUUGGUGCAUAAUGACUUUUUUCGGCCCUUUUAUGGCACUUUUUCCGAUGAACUUUUACUUUUUUGGAGAGAGGAGGUUUGGAGGGUGUAUUUAAUCUUGCUUACACUUUUUUUAAAAAAUAAAAAAAGUAGGAGAAAAAGGGUCUAUUUGAAAUUGAAAUUGAGCGUGAAUGGAAAUCAAUAGUUUUUUUCUCUUUGAGAAGGAAUUUUGAAAUAAGUUUUGAAAAAAACAAUACCAAUUUUUUUCAAGUAUUCAUAUUUAUCGAACUUAGCUGAAUUAUAUGAAGCCGAAAAAUCAUGGUAAAAAAAGUGUAAAUUCACGAAAUCUUUUCUUUGGUAUCUCGAUUACCGCUGCUGCAGCAAGAGGGGUUGAGUACGCAUUGCAUUGCGUCGACCGCCAGCUGGGGGUAUAGCUCAGUGGUAGAGCGCUCCCUUAGCAUGGGAGAGGGCUGGGGUUCAAUUCCCCAUACCUCCAUAACGUUUUUGCAGCUUCAAUAUACUUUCUUUUCGUUCACUGAAAGCUUUCGUUAAUAAUUUUGAACUCCAUCAAUGACCUUCUAGCUAUAAAAAUUAACUUUUAUUAGUAUUUCCUCGAAUUUUUUCAGCAAUAAGAACUACCAGUUGGAUCAACAUCAUACGCUUAUUUGAAAUCAGCUUUUCUUAAACUUUUCUUAUAAUCAUUUUCACAUUUUGGUCGCCCUUUGAAGUUUUUUUCUCGCUGUUCCUUUCUUUGGUAACACAUCAAUCAUUUUGAAAGUUUCCCAGAGGUUUCAUGAUGAUUCAAAAGAAAAAAAAAUGCCGGUUUUGACCGCCGUGCUAGGCACGAGGAAUUGUCGCAGCUGACGAGAACGCCCUUGUCUCGACCUUUCAAGGUCUUUUUCCGUGUGUGUUGGUGUCCUUUUCUUAUUUCCAAAAAAAAAAAAAAUGUAAUGAGAACGUCUCGGAACGGAGGCUGUAAAAAUUUAAUGGCUUUUUGAGUUGUGAUCUUGGAACUUCUAAGGCGAAUACAAUUAUUUUGUAUACUUCUCUGAAGAAAUUAUCAUAUAUUCUUAUUUUCAGUCGAACGACUCGGAAGGCGGCGACAGUGUCCGCUCCUCGACGUCGUCUCAGCCGCAGAAUUCGCCAAAAAGCGGUGGUGGAUACGUCUACGACGACUUGGAGCAUCCGCUGCUCUGCGAUGCUCCGUCGUCGCCUUUCGACCCUUUCGACACCAGCUCCCGACCUUCGCCGCUCAAUUUCGCUUCUGCUCCAGCCCCGGCAGCCAACAACAACAGCUGGCUGUUCAAUCAGAACCAGAACCAGAACCAAGGCUUCGCCACUGGCAGCGGCUUCCACCGAGCUCCCGUCCAGCCAGCAGCACCCAAGCCUUCCACCGCCAACUCUGACUACAGCCUGAUCCACGAACUUGUGAAACUGAACCUCGGCAACACUCCCACAGCUCCCUCUACUCCUCCAGCCGUCGCUUCGACCUCCUCGCCGUGGUCUUUGCCACCAGAUGAGCCUGCCUACCGUCCAGCGCCCGUUGGAGCCCGACGUGAACCUCUCCAGCCGGCUCAGCAGUACCAGAACCAUGGCAAUCUGUGGCGUCAGAACAGCCAGGAGUAUCAGCAACAGCAGCAACAGCAUCAACAGCAACAGCAGCUGGCCAACAUGCAGGAGCUCUUCGCGCAGCUGGUGGCUCAGCCUGAGCUGGCCUAUCUGAUGCCACAAGCCAAAGUCGCCAUGGCAAGGAGGAACAGUAACGCUGUUCAGCUGCACGCCAGACUCGAGGAGGUCAGCGAGGAGUACCGCCAGCUUGAGGUGAGCUCAGAAGCAAUUAGCUCAGUUCUAUCCAUCUCACCUAUUUUUUCUGAGAAAAAAAUGAUGAAAUUUUCAGAAGGAACGCAAGCAAACUGAAGCGGAACUGGCGCGGCACCAUCUCGGCAAGAAGAUUAGCUCCUCGAACGGAUUGCCGAUCCCGAGGCUGCCGACGGCACCGUCACGCGUCGACCGACUCAUCGUCGACUUCUUCCGCGAGCACGCCCGCAUCUGCACCCUCCUCACCAAGAUGGAGCAGCUCCGCGAGCAGCAACUCCCUGUCGCCGUCCAUCAGGCUUUGGAAGGUUCGAGAUGAUCUUUUAGAAAUUUUAUCAUCUUUGAAUCCUCUUCAGAGCUCAUGGACGCCAUCACCGUCCUUCAGCACCACCGCAACCACGAGCGCAGUGCAAUCCUCCAGCAACUCCGUGGAGAGACCGUCCGUUAUGAUGAGGAGAAAGGUUGGUUUUCAGAAAGAGAGCAGUCCAAGGAUCAUUUUUUCUGAAGCUCUUGAAGCUCCUCAAAGUGGUAGUUCUCACUAGAACCAAUUCUCAGUGACUCUCAAAACUUUGUAGCUUUCACAUUUUAUAAAAUGAAGAACUUUCAGAAUCGGCGGCACUGAUCCAUUCCCUGCAAGUGGUGCGACGAGCGGCGACCCGAGCAAGAGCCGCCAACUGGUGUGGACUCGUCUGGACCCUCGGAGCCGAGGAUUUGGCCCAGCAGGCGACCUACGAGAGGCUCGUCGCCUCGGACUUCACCAUCGCCCCGCCUCCAAUCCGUCCCCGACCCGUCAAGAAGUGA